UGAAGCUCUUUGUAUUAUAGACAUGCAUCUAUUGAAGACUACAAAAAGUUAAUUGCAGGUUCCUCAUUCUAUGUGUAUAAGAACACGGCCGUUUAGGGAAGUUAGUCAGACCUUUUCGCAGUAAACUUCUCGCUAGUAUAGAGGGAAACCAUUGUCUUAAACAUGGCGGCAGGUUUUCUGGGAAUAGUUGUUGUAACAUCCUGCAUGCAAAUUUGCUUUGCCGUCUCAACUCUCAGUCCGAACUUUAGCGUUUCCGUACCAGAAGCCGUCGCUGUUGGGGAGACCAUUUUCAGCCUACCAGGGACCCGGGCUGGAGAAAAAGCGGAACUUCCGUGUGCCAAGCUGGAGGGAGAUCCGUACGGCCGCUUUAAUGUGACGAAGAACUGCACUAUUGUGGUCGCCAACCCGCUGGACUGGUCAGUACAGUCGGCAUAUCUACUGACAAUCCGCAGUGGAGUCCACAACACGAGAGUUAAGGUAGAGUUGAGUGACGUUGAGGGCUAUCCUCCUGUGUAUAACGAGACGUGUGAAACUCUAGCCAACCCUGACCGAAAGACGGGAGAUUUGCUGUUUCGAGUCAAGCUGAGUGCAGAAAUGGUGACAACAAGUGGAGACAUUGUAACGAGUAGUGAGUUAUACACAGACUCCUCUGAUCUCUGGAAAGCCAAACCUCCCGCGGAGUGGCAGGUUCAAACAGACAACAGCGAUUGUAACAUCCGAGUAAUUUCGUAUGACAAAAGCGGGGAUCAUCAGGAACCACUGCAAGAGCUCUUGCGGAACCAUGCACCUCGGUUGACGUGCACUUCUUUCUCCAAACUAUCUCGCAUUGUGAUAGACCUGUAUGAUCUCAAGAGCUGGGCAGGAACAACAGCGCUUGACCCGUUGAAAAGGUAUGCUCCUGAGUCUUUCGUCAAACGCAGCGAUCUCGGCAUCGUUCUAAUGUGGUCCUGGUCAUUCCCUACGACAACAACGGAAUCUUUUUCUUGCGAGGCACCAGCAGAAAUAGAAUUUACUAUGAGAAUGGGUUCCAUCAGAAUGUCAGCAUAUAUUGAAUAUGUAGACAUAGACAUGAAACCGGUGGGCUGCCCGGAUGGAAAAUACGGUUUACGUUGCCACAAAACCUGCAUCUGUAAGAACGGCGCCCGCUGCCACGGGUUUAACGGUGCCUGCAAAUGUCCGCCCGGCUGGAAAGGUGUGGCCUGUGACAUUCCCAAACAGGACGUCUCCAUCACGACGACACCUAGCGACCCUCGCCACAUCUACAUUUCCGCAAAUAUCACGUUUCAUUGCAAGUCAUACCAUAUCGAUGCUGAAUAUAUCUCGGUUACAUUUCCAAAUACAACAAAAAUAGUCAGUUUGGGUGAAAAUGAGAUUGACUUUCUAGUUUCGCACAUUCAACCAACCAACAACGGACCCUACACCUGCCAGGUCCGAGACACCCGGGGAAACACACUCAACACCACGUUUGUGCUCAAUGUUACCAACUGUGCUCCAGACACAAAAGGUGCCCGGUGUGAUGAAGUGUGUGGUUGCCUACAAGGUGCCAGCUGUGACCGCUGGGCUGGUUGUGUCUGUCCGCCGGGAUGGACAGGAACCAGGUGUCAGACAAAAUGUCCCCAUGGCACGUACGGUCAAGACAGUGCAAAGAACUGUAGCUGCCAAAAUGGGGCGAGCUGUGGUUCUUACGACAGCAGGUGUGAGUGCAAAGCCGGAUGGUACGGAAUGGAUUGUAGCAAACCGUGUAAAAACGGUCGGUUCGGUUGGAGAUGUCAGCAGAUUUGUACCUGUAAGAACAAUGCUGCAUGUAGCAACGUGGAUGGCAGCUGUGCAUGUGUGACGCCAUGGACAGGACCAAACUGUGACCAAUUGCAGACAAGCAAAGAUGAACAGCUGCUUGAAUUUCUGGUUCCACUGGGGUCUUUAGUCUUACUUGUUGCCAUAGUGAUGGCAAUACUCUACAAAACAGGCAUUCUGGCUUGCUCCGUGCCCGACGCAAGCGAGGAAGACAAGACACUUUUCGAGCUGAGGAGAAUGGAGCAGGAUCUAGCACAGAGUCUACAGCCGGGCUGGCUGGGACUUUGGGAGAAGAAGAUCAAAUAUCUUACUCCUGGUCCACUGAUAGGAGAAGGAAUGUUUGGACUAGUCAGAAAAGGAAAACUGCGCACACCUGAGGGAGAGCUUGCCGUUGCCGCCAAGACAGUUCGCGUCGAGGACUCACAGUCCUACCGAGACUUCUACAGAGAAUCGGCCAUUUUGGUAGCUAUGCACCAACAACGAGAUGGCGAUUGUCGUGAGUCCAACAUUGUUCGACUUGUGGGGCUCAUCACCAAGUCUGCCGAAAAGUACAUUCUUCUGGAAUAUGCCUCCAAAGGAGAUCUCUUGGGUUUGCUACGACGAUCUGGGAACAUCAAUGAGGAAGGCCUAAUUGGAAACCUUCUUGGAUACGCAGUCCACAUAGCACGAGCUCUACAAGAGCUGGAACGCUUGAGAAUCGCCCAUCGUGACGUGGCCGCUCGCAACGUCCUCAUCACUGCCGAUGACGUGGCCAAGUUGGCUGACUUUGGACUGGCCAGAGAUGUCUACGCCACUACUCAGUAUGUCCGAUGCAACCGUCCUGGCGUUGACGAACUCCUUCCGCUGAAGUGGAUGGCGCUGGAGUCCAUCGAGACCGGCGAGUACACCUGUCAGAGUGACGUCUGGUCCUUCGGCGUGCUGCUGUGGGAGAUCGCCACGCUGGGGAAAGAUCCGUGCUACGAUGGCAGGAUGCAGCUGAGCUUUCUUCAGAUGGUGGGGAUUCUGAGGCAAGGAAUACGGUUGGAGAGGCCACCGGGAUGUCCAGAGGACCUGUACCGACUGAUGAGGUCGUGUUGGCGCGACGUUCCAGAUACCAGACCGACUCCAGAAGGGAUAGAAGAGAGGCUGCUGCAACUGAGACGUGCACUGCUUCCACAUGACGUCGUUGAAAUAGGGACUGUCUUUUGAUGUCCAUGGUCCACAAAGUCAUACUUAAAGACGCUUUAGUGAAUCUUUAGAUGAACUUUGGCAAGACAUUGCCGAUUCCUGUAUUUUUCUGUUUUAUUGAAUAAUUUGAUUUCUUCUAGCUUUAGAAUAAAACUUUCUCUAGUAUUAGAAUAAAACUUUGUCAUUUAUUAUAAACAAUAAGUAAGUAGAAAAUACAACUAAAAUUUAUCAAUGUUAAUUCUUUACAAUUUUUACUACUAAUACCACUACUAGUAAUUCAUUUUAGCUCAAAAUAACCGUACGCAUUAAAGUACGUCCUGAAAUGAUACACUUUGGUAAA
Molecule: messenger RNA, 3301 nt
Organism: Branchiostoma floridae (Florida lancelet)
Lineage: Eukaryota; Metazoa; Chordata; Leptocardii; Amphioxiformes; Branchiostomatidae
Exons: 1
Coding region: 163-2982 (939 amino acids)
Biological process (GO): cell surface receptor protein tyrosine kinase signaling pathway; positive regulation of kinase activity; multicellular organism development
Cellular component (GO): signaling receptor complex
Molecular function (GO): transmembrane receptor protein tyrosine kinase activity; ATP binding
Source: RefSeq, a predicted model, not a curated record